Molecule: messenger RNA, 2112 nt
Organism: Brugia pahangi
Lineage: Eukaryota; Metazoa; Nematoda; Chromadorea; Rhabditida; Onchocercidae
Source: the annotation of a GenBank genome assembly
AUGGACGAGAGUGAUAACGCAAAAUUGAACAAAGUAGACGAAAGUGAUAAUACUGAUAAUACUACAACGCCAUUGUUGUAUAAAUCGCCAUCAGAAAAGGAAAUGAACAGACAAAAUGAACAAUUCACAAAGACAGUGUUAUCAGAGGUGACAGUAAAUAUUGGAGGUGCACAGGAUUAUAGAUGUCUCUCAGUUCAAAAGAGUGAAAUCGGAAGUGCAAAAGUUAUUAUGGAAGGACAAAGUGACGUGACCAGUAAACGUAAGAAGUCAAAUGAGCAGGAAAAUCUUAAUCAGAUGAUGGGAGAAUCGUGGAUUCAGACACGUUGGGUCCGUCUGGGUGAAAGUAAUUCACGUAAGGUUAUACCAGUAAGAGGAGUAAAAACGGAUGAGAGAAACGAUUCAUCCGGCGAAGUGAGAGAGACGACUGACGUAAAUCAUUCGAUACCGGAAACGGAAAAUAAAAAAACUUCUCAAGCAAAUGAAGAUAUGGAAUGUGAUAUCGAAGAAGAAAAAGACGAUGAAAGAUGUGAAACUGAUGAGUUGGAGCUAAAAAAUCCUACAAAAGAAAAAGAAAUGGAAAUGAAAUUUGGGUCAGAUUUGAUGGAAACAAAGGAAUGUGUCACUGAUAAUUCCAUCAAAAAACGAAAAGAUAAGAAAGGAAAGAAAAGUUCCAAUGCUAAUCGAACCAAAAGAUUAAUUCCAAAUGAGAAAUACUGGAAGGCAUCUUACGAACAGGAAAGAAAAAUUGAAGAGUUUCACAAUGAAUUGAUAAUUCGAAGAGAUCAUUAUCAAAAACAACUGGAAGAAACUCGCAAUGAAAAAGAACGAUUGAAUAUAGAACUGUUAAAAGUUGAUGAAAAAAUUAGUACUUUGGAAAAAGCAACAAAAAAGUUGGAAAAUGAAAAUGCGAAAUAUUUAUCCAUCAUACAGGAUAUGCGAAAUAAUUCUGAAAGACAAUUGGAGGAGCAAACGAGUGAAUUAAGACAUUCUGUCAAAUUGCGCCAAAUGGCGAAAGAACAAUUGCAACGUUCAAAUGAAACAAUGGCAGCACAACUUGAAUUAGUGAUAAAACAGAAAUGUGAAGAUAAUUUGAAACUUUACACUCUUCUCGAGAAUAUUGAGGAAAAGUUUAGAGGCAGAAAAACUCAAGCGAUUCGAUCAGAGGAAUUUCAUCAACGAUUUCAGAAAAAAUUAAAUGACUUAUUACAGAAGUUUAGAGCUGAAGCAGUAAACACAGAUUUGACAUGGUUAGGUGAAGAGAAUAUUCAAUAUGCUGUAGAUUUUUUUGAGACAACAAUAAGAACUAUUUUACAAGAUGAACCUUGUUUUAAUCACUUAGUUGAACGAGUUGGUGUUUUCAUGGAUAUCGAGACAAGACAAGAUAAUAUGCAGUUACAGUUACCCAAGAAUGAUAGUGAGAAUGAAACAGCUAAAAGUCAUGAAUCACAUGAUUUAGCGACAUUCAAGAAAAAAUUCCGUAAGGAAAUUCGCUCAAUGUUGAAAGAAUAUAUGGAAAAGCAAAGAAAUGAACUUUCUCGAAAUAUUUCAACAGUAAUAAAUCACCUGGGAGAUGUUGAAAAAAAAAUUGAUGCUGUUUUAACGAAACGCGUUGAAAAUAUGAAAGCGAUGAUUACACUUAUGGAUCAUAAACAAAAUGAUCUUCGAAAAAUUGAAAAAGAAUUAGAUCAUAGCACUACUCUAGUGAAAUCAAUUUCUGAUGAAAGGAAAAUUCGACCAGAAAGAAAAGAAAAUUUAUGGAAAUUAAAUAAAGAAAAUUGUAAACUGAAAGAAGAUUGUAGCAGUCUUAAAAGUGGAUACACGGAGUUGGAAAAAAAAAUGGAAACUAUAGAAAAACUUCAAAAACAAUUCCUUCAUUCUUUUUCGGCACUAAAAUUAAUGGAUCAAAAGAUCACUUUAAUUGAUAGAUGCCAUAAACAAACAGUACCAAAAUCACCAGUGGAAACUUUUCAAUCUUCAACACUCCAAUGUACUACUGCUACUACUACCUCCAGCACUCCAGUGCACUACCCUCCGGAAAAUGAAAGACAUCAGGAAGAAAUUGUUCAUCGUGGACUGAUGGAAGAAAUAUCAGAAAAUGAAUGCAACAAAUGA